CACAACGAUUGAUCACCUGGCUUGCGCUCAUGUCUCCUGGUAUAUAGACACGUUCUCGCUGCCUGCAAUAUUUACAGCCCGUGAAUCGAGCAGCGAUGAAGCAGCGGAGUCCUCGUCGAGAAAGCCGGUCACAUUCUCCCGCGCUUGGUCAAUAAUUCACGAUCGCCAGUUUCGAUCGCCGGCGCACAACGUUAUUGACAUCCUCAUGCGAUUGAGCAGCGAAAAAUAUGUACGGGCAGUUACUAACGACUUUGGCGCGCUCGCAAGAGGACCACCGCAAAAGUCAGCUUGCCAGCAUGAGACCGCCGAAUUCGCAAGAUGGACCAUCGCCGUGCCCACGUCUGACGCCACGACGGACAUGUUCCACUCACCACACUAACCGACGCGAACCUUUCCCAGCCAGUACACGUCCAUUUGCCCUCGGGAGGGUUCCCCACUCAAGUCUUCCCUUACAGCGCCGACAGCUUCAACACAGUUGUCCAGGGCUGUUACGAUGUUCGGCUUUCCAACCCCAUGGCCAAUGCAUUCGAGACAUGUCCGUCGCCCAGCCCAUCCUGUGGUAUGUCGAGGUCUGGCGCCUAGUUGGCAUUUCUAGCCUGAGGUUGCUCUUGACUCGGAUGCUGAUGCGGAUGCGCCAACUGUAAGUUCCCGGCCCCGGCCCACCACUUCUUUGCGAGAUAUUGUGUGCGUAUCGC
Messenger RNA from Laetiporus sulphureus 93-53, 695 nucleotides. RefSeq lists its product as uncharacterized. The record is from RefSeq and is a predicted model, not a curated record. The transcript has a single exon. The coding region runs from base 228 to 644 and encodes 138 amino acids. NCBI's taxonomy places the organism in Eukaryota, Fungi, Basidiomycota, Agaricomycetes, Polyporales, Laetiporaceae.